AUGAGCACAGCAAACAACCCACCCCUGUUACUCAUCACGCACCCGCGCUCAGCGUCAAACCUCUUCAUGCGCAUCCUCUCACUACCCGACCACCCGAACGUCCUCGCCGCAGAAAGCGGCGGCUACUUCUUCUACCCGGCCCUGAGCCACCUCCGCGCCGCGCGACUGCUCGACCGGACCCCCGAGCACUGGACCGACCAGGAGACCUCAGCCAUGCAGCAGGUCUUCCAAUCGUGCACCGACAACUUCCGGCAUCUCAUCAGCGCAGCGCAAGCCGCGGGCAAGCGGGCCGUGAUCAAGGAGCAUGCGCCCUUCCUGAUCCGUCCGGAGGUGCGAGCGGACUUUGUGCAUGGGCGGGGGCAGCGGCGGCGGCGGCAGCAGCAGCAGCCGCAGCCGCAACCGAAGCUUAUUGCAACUGCGUCAAAGAUGAAUAUCCAGAUCGGCGAGGACUCCCACAGCAGCACCCCGGGCAACGGCAACGAGGCCGUCCUGCCCGACGAGGUGCUGCUGCAAUGCGUGCCUGCAUUCCUGAUCCGGCAUCCGGCCCUGGCGUUUCCCUCCUACUACCGGGUGAGGCGGUCCUUUGCGGACGGGGACUGUCAAAAGCUGGAGAGCAUGAUGAACGAUCUGGCGGCAAUUUGCACCCUGCGGUGGACGCGCUCGCUGUAUGAUUGGUAUAUCGCUGCGUGGGAGGGGCAGGGACAGCAGCGAUCGCCGCCCAUUCUGCUUGAGGCGGAUGACCUGAUCGAGCGGCCUGAGCUGGCGCGCCACUUCUGCGACCUCGUGGGGUUGGAUUCCACCAGGGUCCGGUUCGAGUGGGAGGCUGUUGUGGACCCAGAGGAGUUGGCCGAGCAUCCUAUCCGAAGACACACCCGGACGACGCUGAUGGCCUCGUCGGGCACCAUCACGCAGGGUAAGACGUUCCGGGGGCUUUCGGUCGAGGGGGAAGCGGUCAAAUGGCGGGCGGAGUUUGGGGAUUACGUUGCGACGAGACUGCUACACUGGGUGCAGGAGGCUAUGCCGGAUUAUGAGUAUCUCUGGGGCCGGAGGGUCGUCUGGUAG
Messenger RNA from Aspergillus aculeatinus CBS 121060, 1062 nucleotides. RefSeq lists its product as uncharacterized. Lineage: Eukaryota; Fungi; Ascomycota; Eurotiomycetes; Eurotiales; Aspergillaceae. The record is from RefSeq and is a predicted model, not a curated record. The transcript has a single exon. The coding region runs from base 1 to 1062 and encodes 353 amino acids.